Molecule: messenger RNA, 1437 nt
Organism: Jaculus jaculus (lesser Egyptian jerboa)
Lineage: Eukaryota; Metazoa; Chordata; Mammalia; Rodentia; Dipodidae
Gene: Cnih1
Product: cornichon family AMPA receptor auxiliary protein 1
Exons: 6
Coding region: 86-568 (160 amino acids)
Biological process (GO): vesicle-mediated transport
Source: RefSeq, a predicted model, not a curated record
GGGGGGAAGUGAAUGGUUUUACCCAGAGGGCCCUGCGCUGCCUUUCUCCGCUGGCACCGGCGAGGCUGCCAGCUCCUCGCCGGCCAUGGCGUUCACGUUCGCGGCCUUCUGCUACAUGCUGGCGCUGCUGCUCACCGCCGCGCUCAUCUUCUUCGCCAUUUGGCACAUUAUAGCGUUUGAUGAGCUGAAGACUGAUUACAAGAAUCCUAUAGACCAGUGUAAUACAUUGAACCCUACAGUUGAAAAGGUCAAAAAGAUUAAAAGAGUCAAAAUUGCACUAAAGCUUGUACUUCCAGAGUACCUCAUCCAUGCUUUCUUCUGUGUCAUGUUUCUUUGUGCAGCAGAGUGGCUUACACUGGGGCUCAAUAUGCCCCUUUUGGCAUAUCAUAUUUGGAGGUACAUGAGUAGACCGGUGAUGAGUGGACCUGGGCUGUACGACCCGACAACCAUCAUGAAUGCAGACAUUCUAGCUUACUGUCAGAAAGAAGGAUGGUGCAAAUUAGCGUUUUACCUUCUAGCAUUUUUUUACUACCUAUAUGGCAUGAUCUAUGUUUUGGUGAGCUCUUAGAACAACACAGAAGAACUGGUCCAGUUAGGUGCAUGCAAAAGGCCACCAAAUGAAGGGAUUGUAUCCGGCAAGAGAUCCUGUUUCCAAGAGUAGCCUAUGGAACCUGAUCAGUUACUUUAAAAAAUGACUUCUUAUUUUUUAAAUGUUUCCACAUUUUUUGCUUGUGGAAAGACUGUUUUCAUAUGUUAUACUUGGAUAAGGAAUUUUAAGUGGAAUUCCGUAUAAAUUAAUAUAAAAUGAUUACCUCUGGUGUUGACAGGUUUGAACUUGCACUCUUCAAGGAACAGCCAUAAUCCUCAGAAUGAUCGCACUAAUUACUGACUAGUCCAUUGGGAGCUAUGUUUAUAGGAAUUUGUAGGACCCAUUUUGGAUUUAUGGAAAUGCCAUCCAAUUAUAAAUUAGCUGUAGAUAUCAGGUGCUUAUGGUGAACCGAAAAUGUAUAUCUGGUUUGUGGGAAACAUAGGUUUCCUCAUUUAUCAUGUAGAUGAUUAUAUAUGGAUACAUUUACAAAAACCUCCAAGAGUGGGAUUUUCCCCCCUUUGACUUGAUUAUUAUCCCUGUAUAUUGCAUGAAUGAGAAAUCUCCCAUAUUUUCAUCAGAGUAAUACUUGCUUUAAUUCUGAAGCAUAAAUGAACAUGAUACAAAAAUAUGUGAAUUACUUGUGAAAAAUACAUUUAAAGCUUUUUAAAUGUGUUUUAUUUGUAAGACAUUUACUUGCUAAGAAAUUGGUUAUGCUUACUGUUCUAAUCUGGUGGCAAAGGUAUUCUUAAGAAUUUGCAAGUCCUUUAGGUUUUCAAAACUGAAUUGAGAAUUGUAUACCAACCACCUGCUGUUCCUUUAGUGCAAUAAAAUAAAGCUCUGAACCAAGA